Messenger RNA from Colletotrichum gloeosporioides, 1506 nucleotides. RefSeq lists its product as uncharacterized. NCBI's taxonomy places the organism in Eukaryota, Fungi, Ascomycota, Sordariomycetes, Glomerellales, Glomerellaceae. The record is from RefSeq and is a predicted model, not a curated record. The transcript is spliced from 2 exons. The coding region runs from base 1 to 1506 and encodes 501 amino acids.
AUGCCUGUCGAAGAAACUCUAGAUAAGCUCGAUCCCCCGGCAGCUUCAGCUGAGCAGACUCCAUGCUUUCUCUGGGACGCUCUUGAAGCCGAUUUCAAGCAAGCCACCAAACUCAAGGAAAUCGACUUCUCCCGUUGGGUCUUGUCCGGUGUCGACCGCAAUAUUCUGAAAAACGCCGCCGAUAGCAAACUUGCCGACAAGAUUCAAUCCCUGAGCCCCGGGUUUCCAAGCCGAUACGCCAACGUACUCACAGCGCUUGACGUCUCUCUCGGAAUCUUAGUGCAGCUUUUUGGUUUCAAAGUUGUCAAUUCCCGCGCAUGCAACAGCUCGUUCAUCAACUUAUGCAAAGCGCGCCCCGACUUGCGCAUCGAAGAGCUGUACGACGCCUGGACUACGCAGCCCACAGUCGUCAACAGUCGCCUGAUUUCGGAGAUAACACGCUUCCAGCGAGCAGCAAACUCCGUUGAUGCCAAUAUCGCCUCCCACGUACAAAGGCCGAGAAGAAAGACAGAGGCCAAGGAAAUAACUCCCGCCGUCGCUGCAUCUAUUGAAACUGCGGAUCGAAAGACCUUCAGCCGUGCCGCCAGCCGUGCCGCCAGCCCACACACUCCCACGCGGGACGGACCUCCUCCUUCGCCCGACCUGCAACGAUCCUUUUCAGACUCUCCCGAAGCGUCGCGUCCAUUUUGUCGCGUCCGACAAAGAGAAACAUCUUCGCCUGAAGUCGCGCCCUCGCCGCCUUGCAAAAGACCGAAGCCACUGCAGAGCGAUCCGCUCAGCCCUAUUGAUACGCUCAGACUAAGCGCCCAACGGAGCGCACUGGACUUCACCUUCUCGCCAUUCGAGCCCGAAUCAACAAACGAUCGAGAUACGCCGCCGGAAGUUUCGUCACUGCGUUCUUUUAUGGCCCAGUCCCAAGGUCAAGAGCACGAUUCCGACACUUCAGACGACGAAUUCGUAGACAGCGCGGUUUACUUCGAUAUGGACGACGAGACAGAGCAGCCCGUUGUCGAGACGGGGCAGACGACCCACGGUGCUGCUAGCUGCCGUGAAAGCGCGAGCAGCGAGAAGGGGUCCAACUUGGUCAAAAUGGUUCUGGACGACAUUGAGCACACCGACCGCAUCAAAAAGAUACGCCUCAGAAUUGCCCAGGAUGAAACGUACGCCGCCGAAGCAUCGCAGAAGAAGAAUGAUUCGGAAGAAUGCAUUGCGGAGCUGCGACGCAAGACUCUGGCUCGCCUUCAGGCCAUUGAGGACCAGAACGAGGGAUCUCUUGACGAAGAAGAGGACUGGUACUCCAUUUCCAAAGCAAAGGCCGAUGCGGUGGGGCACCAGGAGCGAAUCGAAAAGGAGAUGGCCUCCUCCGUCCGGAGGAAGCGUGUUGCCGACCGGGCCCUGGUAGCAGAGAUGAAGAAGCGACCGCGAGUAGCAGAGGCCGCACAAAAGCUUUGUGACGCUCUUCGAGAGUUGGAGAAUGCGGUAGAGGAGCCGUUGCCCCCUUGCUAA